Messenger RNA from Xylona heveae TC161, 1511 nucleotides. RefSeq lists its product as hypothetical. The transcript has 3 exons. Lineage: Eukaryota; Fungi; Ascomycota; Xylonomycetes; Xylonales; Xylonaceae. Gene Ontology annotation, cellular component: kinetochore. The record is from RefSeq and is a predicted model, not a curated record. Bases 382 to 1251 code for a protein of 289 amino acids. Gene Ontology annotation, biological process: kinetochore assembly; protein localization to kinetochore; attachment of mitotic spindle microtubules to kinetochore.
CCUUCAUUCUUUUCGGGUUUAAAAUAUGAUUGUUCUGUGGAUUAUCUGACCAAAAUACAACGCGGAUGAUGUACUCCGUAAUUCUUGCAGUCUCAAGCCCGUAGGACAUGAGAUAAUGUUCCCAAUAUCAAAUCAAGUCUUUACAAAUGUCUCGAAUUGGCGCCAGAAGAUCAGUCUUAUGCAGCACCCGAUUUGCAGUAAGACCAGUAUUGAGGGUCAAUGCCGGCAUUUGGCGGGGAAAGGUGACCUGCAGAAUCUCGGGCACGCGAACACGCUAAAACCCCAGAGUCAAUGCAUUUGCCAAACAAUGGCAGCGAAAAGUAAACAACAGCCUAUUCUGCACCCUCAACCCGAAUUCGUCACUGCAAAAGGGUUGCGACCAUGGCAGACUCACCAGAGGAACUCCUUUCGACAAUAGAGGAUUUCCUUGCAUCCAGGGUGCUGUCAAUCAUCCAACUGAGCGAGCCUUUAACCAAUGAAAUUCGCCGCGCCCCAAAUACUCGAAGUCGCAAACGUUCCGAUGCUUCUACCGACGAAUUCGAUCUCUCUGCCUUCGAUGACCAGACGCCCGCUGGAUUAGAGGUGGAACUGGCACAUUACAAGGAAUUAUUCUCCAAACUCCGCUUUUCCUUCGUCGAACAACUUACAAAGGAAAAAUUCCUCCGGGCACUUCUCACUGAACCGCCGGUAUUAGUCGAGCCGCAACAGAACGUGGAACUUGAGGAGGAGCUCAAGAGCGUCAAGGCAGAGCUUAAAGCACAGAAGAAUGGAGUCGAGGAACUCCUUUCUCAGAUUGAAAGCAGAGGCAGAGCUCUGGCAAAAAGAUACGAAGAAAUCCAAUUACAGACAAUACAACUGCGCGAAUUGCCUCCCCAUAUUGCGCAGCUCGAAGAAAGUAUAGAAUCACUACGGACGGAACAAGCGCCCGUCUCGGAUAACCCAGAUCUGAAUCUGUCUCUGGAUGCAUCUACCGAGUUGCUCGAAGAGAGGGAAGCGAAACUUGCGGAGGUAAAACAUCAGGUCGCGGCGCUUCAGUCCAUGUUGCCCCGAAGGCAGCGAGAAGUAGAUCGCCUUAAGGCCGAGCUGAGGCCCUUAGAGGAGCAACGAGCCAUGAACAUGGCGGCAGCAACAGAAGCUCUACGAAGAAAGGAGCAAGGCACAGGCGGAAUAGAGGAGGACUUGGAAACAAGAGCAAGGUGGUGGAAGGCUGUGCAAGCCAGCAUGACCGAGCUAGUGAAAGCUGGGAACUGAAAUCACUGGCUUAUUUGUUUUGUAGAGGUGGAGUAUGCGGCGUUAUGAAGGAUGGUGGCAGAUGUCACUGGCUGUUUCUUCCGAUUGGAGCUUUCUCUGGAUAUCUUUGAGUGUGUUUCUUGACCGGGGGAAGUUUCAAGGCAGGGUUGCUGGUACUUAAUAAGUAAAUUUACUGGGAUAUGACAUUUUAGUAAUUCAGCGGACUUCCGAGGAGGCUAGAAGCACAAAACAUUUAAUAUGAAAUUACAAAGAUUCUGGAC